Stylonychia lemnae is the source of this 336-nucleotide messenger RNA. NCBI's taxonomy places the organism in Eukaryota, Ciliophora, Spirotrichea, Sporadotrichida, Oxytrichidae. The record is from the annotation of a GenBank genome assembly.
AUGCCCAACUCUGACAUAGAUUUGUAAGUUUACUAGCCUGAAAUUAGUGAAAAGACCAUGAUAACUAAGAUAUCAUAUGCAAUAGUUAGAAAUAAGAUGUGUAGAUCUAUGAAGGUAUUGAAGAACGCUAAGAUUCCAAUUAUUGAGAUAAACACCCUGGGUCCAAUAGAUAAUGGAUUCUAUUGCCAGAAGUUGAAACGAAUUUUCUGUUAAGGUUAUGAUGAGAGAACUCGUUAAAAAUUAUCUGUAGAAAACCCUUAAGAUUCUGAAGUGUAUAUUGGAUGUAGUGCCUUUAACAUAAAAAAAGGUUUAGAGAGCAUUCUAGCAUGCUAAUGA